AUGGGUUGCAGUGCUUCGGUGCCAACAGUUAGUUCUCUCAAUGCUCACCAUCUCACGCCUUCAUCACCACCACCGACGGCACCACCAAAAAAUUUGGAGAUUGCAAAAGGUGAUCGUCGAUGCAUUGAAUCACAAGAACUUAUUCAAAAUUUUCUGUUGGUUUGGCUAGAUGCAUAUAUCGAUGAAUCUACUGAUGGAAUAUAG
Messenger RNA from Didymodactylos carnosus, 204 nucleotides. The record is from the annotation of a GenBank genome assembly. Lineage: Eukaryota; Metazoa; Rotifera; Eurotatoria; Philodinida; Philodinidae.